This is a messenger RNA of Paramecium pentaurelia, 469 nucleotides long. NCBI's taxonomy places the organism in Eukaryota, Ciliophora, Oligohymenophorea, Peniculida, Parameciidae. The record is from the annotation of a GenBank genome assembly.
UAUGGAUUAACAAGAUUAUCACAAAAUAGAUCCAACUAUCAUAGAAGACCCAAUGUUGGAUGAUGGAUAUACUAGGUAUACAAUUUAGUUUUAUAAUUAAUUUAGAAAAUUUGGUGCAUACAAACCUAAAUUUCAUGGAACUACUCCAGGUUAUUACCCUUUUGAAUGCAUUGAUUACUUUUAUGUUGUGUUGAUGACAUUAUUUACAUGGGGAAUUUGUUUGCCUAUUUGGUAUGGAUUAAUUGAAGCUGGUAUGUACUUUAUAUCUAAAAAUAGCUAAGGCAAAUUCAAAAUAAUAUGCAAUUGUUUGUGCAGUUGUCUUUGUAGGAUUCUAUGUUAUCUAAGCCUUAGCUACAUAUUAUGGUGGUAGAAUGAAGAAAGUGAUUGAAAAUCAAAUGAUUGAGGAUAAAUUAAAAGAGAUGUAACAGAAAGAACUUGAGAAGUAAAAACUUCUAGCUGCAAUUUGAUU